Otolemur garnettii (small-eared galago) is the source of this 2163-nucleotide messenger RNA. RefSeq names its product radial spoke head 4 homolog A (gene RSPH4A). Bases 1 to 2163 code for a protein of 720 amino acids. NCBI's taxonomy places the organism in Eukaryota, Metazoa, Chordata, Mammalia, Primates, Galagidae. The record is from RefSeq and is a predicted model, not a curated record. Gene Ontology annotation, biological process: cilium movement involved in cell motility; axoneme assembly; cilium assembly. Gene Ontology annotation, cellular component: axoneme; radial spoke. The transcript is spliced from 6 exons.
AUGGAAGAAGAUUCGACCUCCCUGAAGCAAGAAAAAGAAAACCAAGAACUGGGGAAAGCAGGGCCUCCGUGGGAAGAAAAGACAGCAACUUCUUCCCAAUAUCCUGAGCCAGAGUUCUCUGAGCCCUCAGAGGCAGAGCAGGGGCUAGAAACUGGACGCCAGCCCAGAAGCAGCCCUCCUCAGAGCCCCCAGUCUAGCGUCAGCCCGUCUCUGGGUGAUGCUAAAGGACCAGGACCAUCAACUUCCCCUUCCCCUCUACAGGAGCCUUCUCCCCCUCGUACUCCCCUGGCCCUGGCCACACAGGACCUUGGCUCACCUCUGCAGUCAGCCCGGACCGCUAGUGUGACUCCUGAAACUGGGACACUUCAUUCUGAUCUUCUGGAGCAACCUUUUGAUAAAAGAGAAUCCAUUCUUCAUCACGCAGGCCCGUCAGAGGCAAACACCUCUCAACGAUCUCAACAACCCACAUUUCAACCGUGUGGGUCGAGAGAUGUGAGCUGUAGCAACUCUAAACAAAAAGAACUGAGAUUUGACGUUUUUCAGGAGGAAGACUCCAACGGUAACUAUGACCUAGACCAGCCUGCAUCUGGGGCCUCUGAGGCUGCGCCCAGCGAGCUGGAGACAGCCAUUCAGAAUGCUAAGGCUUACCUGCAGAAGACCAGUAGCAAGUCCGGCUUGAAUCUAUAUGAUCAUCUGUCUAAUAUGCUGACUAAGAUAUUAAACGAGCGUCCUGAAAAUGCUGUUGACAUCAUUGAAAAUAUUAGCCAAGAUGUGAAGAUGGUACAUUUUAGAAAAAAAUUAGAUACACUCCAAGACGAGAAGGAGAUGCUCCCAACAUAUGAAAUAGCAGAGAAGCAAAAGGCUCUUUUUCUCCAGGGACAUUUGGAAGGAGUUGACCAAGAACUGGAAGAUGAAAUAGCAGAAAACUCUCUUCCUAACAUAAUGGAGUCUGCCUUUUAUUUUGAACAAGCUGGAGCUGGUUUGGGCACAGAUGAGACUUACCGCAUAUUUCUUGCCCUCAAGCAGCUUACUGACACCCACCCAAUCCAAAAAUGCCGCUUCUGGGGCAAGAUCUUGGGUCUGGAGAUGAAUUAUAUUGUAGCUGAAGUGGAAUUUCGUGAUGGGGAAGAUGAAGAGGAGGUAGAAGAGGAAGAUGUAACUGAAGACAGGAACAAUGGAGAAAGCGAAGAGGAUGAAGAUGAGGAAGAUGACUUACCGAAGUCCUUCUACAAGGCCCCACAGGCUAUCCCAAAAGAGGAAAGUAGGGCAGGUGCCAACAAAUAUGUGUAUUUUGUUUGCAAUGAACCGGGAAGACCAUGGGUGAAGUUACCAUCAGUUUUACCUGCACAAAUCAUUAUUGCAAGAAAAAUCAAGAAAUUUUUCACUGGGCGAUUGGAUGCACCCAUCAUAAGCUAUCCGCCUUUCCCAGGAAAUGAGAGCAAUUACUUACGAGCACAAAUCGCCCGAAUUUCAGCAGGAACCCACAUCAGUCCUUUGGGAUUCUAUCAGUUUGGCGAAGAGGAAGGAGAGGAAGAGGAAGAGGUGGAAGGUGGGCGAGAUAGCUUUGAGGAAAACCCAGAGUUUGAAGGCAUUCCAGUGAUUGAUCUAGUUGAAUCCCUGUCCAAUUGGGUUCAUCAUGUACAGCAUAUUCUCCCUCAGGGUCGCUGUAAUUGGUUCAACCCUAUGCAAAAAAAUGAAGAGGAAGAAGAGGAGGAAGAUGAAGACAAGGAGGAAGAAAAAGGAGAAGAACCUGAGGACAUAGAACAGGAAGUGGGGCCUCCGCUCUUGACACCAAUCUCUGAAGAUUUAGAGAUUCAGAAUAUGCCACCUUGGACAACCCGACUAUCCUCAACUCUUGUCCCACAAUAUGCUAUUGCUGUUCUUCGAUCCAACCGUUGGCCUGGAGCAUAUGCCUUUUCCAAUGGCAAAAAGUUUGAAAAUCUCUACAUAGGCUGGGGUCAUAAGUAUAGUCCAAACAAUUACACACCUCCAGUUCCACCACCAGUUUAUCAAGAAUACCCCAGUGGGCCAGAAAUUACAGAAAUGGAUGACCCUAGUGUGGAAGAGGAGCAGGCUUUCAGGGCCGCACAAGAGUCAGUUGCACUUGAGGCCGAGGAGAAUGAAGAAACUGAGGAAGAUGAAGAGGAAGAUGACGAUGACUAA